AUGACAUUGAAUAUUGGCAGCCCAACCCCCCGAAGGUGCUCAAAUCCUGGAGAUGUUCCGUUGGAAGUACGGUCUCAGAUCCAGCAUUAUGCUACCACAGAGCAAUUGUCGCAUCCGCUAGUCUCGCUGCACAAUGGCUUCCGCGGUUUGCUUGACGAUAAUAUUCACGAGCUUUUCUGGCUCGGUGUCGAUAACUGGAGUUCCUGCGGCGGUUCUGAGCUCGGCACAAUCCGUACUCUUCCAGAUGUUGACCUGGGCGCUGUAGCUGCACGUUUCCAGGAGCAUAAUUUCCAUGCACUUCUGAUGAUCGGCGGAUUUGAGGCGUUCAAUGCACUGCUGAGCGCUGAUCCUUGA
This is a messenger RNA of Suillus clintonianus, 354 nucleotides long. RefSeq lists its product as uncharacterized. Gene Ontology annotation, molecular function: identical protein binding; monosaccharide binding; ATP binding. Gene Ontology annotation, cellular component: 6-phosphofructokinase complex; mitochondrion. Gene Ontology annotation, biological process: fructose 6-phosphate metabolic process; canonical glycolysis; fructose 1,6-bisphosphate metabolic process. NCBI's taxonomy places the organism in Eukaryota, Fungi, Basidiomycota, Agaricomycetes, Boletales, Suillaceae. The coding region runs from base 1 to 354 and encodes 117 amino acids. The record is from RefSeq and is a predicted model, not a curated record. The transcript has 2 exons.